AUGGGUCGGCGGGCGCAACCGUUACCCAUCGUGCCACCCCGUGAGGAAGGCGGAGCACCUCUGAACCUUGUCGGUCGUCACGGGGGCCGGGAGCGGCACCACGGUCGGCGGCGCGUCGACGCACCGGUCGCUCAGCCGUCUCGGGGCUACCCCGUGCCUGUUGCUGUCGUCAGGCAGCGCAGGCGCGAGUUGGUGGCCGACCGAGACGCGCUGGUCGAACGGGCGGCGAACGUCGCUACGAUUGCUGACCUGGAGGCGUACGCGGCUUCGGUCGCUGCGUGGUUCGGGGAGGACGCAACGGAAGGGGCCGGCGGUGCCGCGCCCGGCGUCCAAGGCCGGCCAAAUCGGCGGCGGAACGCCGGGGCGCGUCGGGGGGCGAGGGGAGGUGUGCCUCCGGGGGGAGAGGGUGACAGUCGUGCGGGGCAAGCUUCACUUGGCCCCGCGACGUCACAGGAGGAGCACGGGGGCUGGGUGCGCGAGGCCAAGCGCUUACAGGCGCUGUACAGGACAAACCGUCGCAAGGCAGUGCGAGAGAUCCUCCAGGGGCCUGCUGACCUCUGCCAGGUGCCCAGGCAGCAGGUUCAGGAAUAUUUCGAGCGCUUGUACCGCGGCGGGGAGGAUCUGGCCGGCGGCGGCGUGCAGGCUGAGCCCACUGACCCCUCGGACGUAGCGGGGGAGUUCGAAUACCUCGCGGAUCCCUUCACGGAGAGAGUGGUGGAUCGCCGGCUCCGGCGUAUGAAUAACUCAGCGCCCGGACCCGACGGUAUCGCCUACAAGGACCUUCGUGCCAGGGACCCGGGGGCGCGGCUCCUCACCGCAGUAUUCAAUGCGUGUCUGCGUCUUGAGGUAGUCCCCGCGUCGUGGAAGACCUCCAGCACUCUUCUUAUCCAUAAGAAGGACGACCCAAACGUGUUGGAGAACUGGCGCCCUCUCGCCUUGGGGGACACUGUCCCUAAGCUUUUCGCCGCGCUUUUGGCUGACCGCCUAACCGACUGGUCGGUCGACCACGGCCGUCUCAGUCCCGCUCAAAAGGGCUUCCUGAGGGACGAGGGGUGCUACGAACACAAUUUCGUCCUCCAGGAGAUCCUGACUGACGCGCGGAGGACUCGGAGGCAGGCGGUCGUCGCGUGGCUGGACCUGUCCAAUGCGUUUGGAUCGGUCCCGCACGCGGUGAUCCGCCGUGCUCUAGCUGGAGCGGCGGUGCCACGGAGACUCAUAGCGAUAUGGGAAUCCAUGUACGAUGGCUGCACGACGCGUGUGCGCACCGCCGACGGCUACACGGCGCCCAUCCCCAUUCGCUCGGGGGUCAAACAGGGUUGUCCGCUAAGUCCAAUCGUCUUCAACAUCGCGAUCAACUCGGUGGUGCAUGCCGCCACCGAGAUGAAUGUCGGGAUACGCCCUUCAUGGGCAAUCGUUUUCCGCGCUGGCUUACGCGGACGACAUUGCACUCCUGUCAUCGACGCCCGAGGGAAUGGGACAACUGCUUCGUGCAGUGGAGAGGGAGGCAGCGUCGGUGGGGCUGCGGUUCAACCCUGCAAAAUGCGCCACCCUGCACAUCGGUGCGGGCAAUGGCGGCAGGGUCCUGCCGACGUCAUUCCGUCUCCAGGGCCAACCGAUUCGCCCCCUUGCAGACGGCGAGCCUUAUACGCACCUCGGCAUUCCAACGGGAUUCUCCGUUGA
Messenger RNA from Solenopsis invicta (red fire ant), 1680 nucleotides. RefSeq lists its product as uncharacterized. The coding region runs from base 1 to 1680 and encodes 559 amino acids. The record is from RefSeq and is a predicted model, not a curated record. NCBI's taxonomy places the organism in Eukaryota, Metazoa, Arthropoda, Insecta, Hymenoptera, Formicidae. The transcript has a single exon.